AUGGAUGCCCGUUCUGUUCUGUCAAGACCUCUUCGCUGGCGCUUCGUCGCUGUCGGCUGCGUUCUCUUCACUACAACAUUGCUUUGGAGAAAUGGCUACGCAGGAGCUCUACACCCAUUCGCAAGCUUCCAAGGGGAUUCGCAUAUGGCAUUUGACUCAGUCUCCGCGAGAACCUCCACAGCUGGGCGCAAGUCUUAUGUUGAAGAUGGCAUUACGCUGUCAGCAUAUACCGCCCCGUUCACCUGCAACCUCCAGGAUUUGCCACCUCAAGCCCGCAUGGCGACGUAUGAGCUGGAGAAUUACAUCAUGGUGGUGCAUGGCUUUCAAGAUAUUGUUUCGGACUGGCUGUACAAGAACGGCGGCUGGGAGAAGGCUCAGCUCGAACAGAUGGCCGCUUACAUGGACGCAAUCGCCACAGUAGAGCCAAGUCGAGACGGUUACCUGGACCUGGGCGCGAACAUUGGUGCGCACGCCAUUCCUCUGGCCGCUCGCAAGUACAAAGUUCACGCUUUUGAACCAACACAUGCCAACCAUGUGCUGGUCCGUUGCUCGCUCGCUCUGAGCGGCAUAGGCAACAAGUUCCGGCUGAAUGCCUUCGCCCUCGGAGACAAGCCAGAUACGAUCUGCAUGAAGUCUUCCAACUCAAACUUCGGCGACAGCCGUGUGGUGAACGCAAGCACCUGCGAAUACAAAGAUCAGUCGCCUGUUGGCACCAUGGAUCACUACUGGCGUCAGGUUUUGCACCGGCAUCAGAAGAUCGGUGUCAUGAAGAUGGACAUCCAAGGGUUCGAGAUCAAUGCCAUGCGACAAGCCUCUGCUUUCUUCGCCAGCGACGAAGCUCCUGCGGUUGUCUUCUUCGAGUACGACAUUGAUCUACUUACUGGCUCCGGGCGCGACCCCCUCGAACUUGCAGCGUUCUUCCAUGAUCGCGGCUACCGGACUUGGCGCGCAUUGAACACUUUGGAGGAGGUCACUAUGGAGAAGUAUCCCUUUUUUGGCAAGAAGGAGGGAUGGCCCAAGGAUCCUGACAUGGUGGCCGUUAAGACCGAGUGGUUGGAGAGGUUGAGAACUGCCGGUUACUUGUUUGAGGGAUCCAAGAUCAGAGGGAGAGUACGUCCAGCGGCGGACUGA
This is a messenger RNA of Fulvia fulva, 1131 nucleotides long. RefSeq lists its product as uncharacterized. The transcript has a single exon. The record is from RefSeq and is a predicted model, not a curated record. The coding region runs from base 1 to 1131 and encodes 376 amino acids. NCBI's taxonomy places the organism in Eukaryota, Fungi, Ascomycota, Dothideomycetes, Mycosphaerellales, Mycosphaerellaceae.